AUGACGGAUAACCUCGCUUAUCAGAUAGAAGGAACAGUAAUAACCGACCAAGGCUACGAGAUUUCCUUACGCCUGAAACUACGGCAUUUUCCUGAUAAAGGAUGGCCUGACUUUCCCGAAGGAUACCAGUUUAGCUUUUGGCAGGCAGUUGACACGGGAAAAAAGAGUAUUCAACCCAAAAAUGUCAUGGUAGCCCACCAACUAGGAACUAUUUAUCGGGUGGCUAGUCCCACCCGUUUGGAUUUAUUAGCCUGUGUCGCGGAAAAGCAACCAACCAAUCUUCAAGAAUUAGCCAAAUUACUUGGUCGGGAUUAUGCUAAUGUUUGA
This is a messenger RNA of Ambispora gerdemannii, 327 nucleotides long. The record is from the annotation of a GenBank genome assembly. NCBI's taxonomy places the organism in Eukaryota, Fungi, Glomeromycota, Glomeromycetes, Archaeosporales, Ambisporaceae.